UUUGUUUUACGAUCUCACGAUGUUUUGUGAAAAAGCCAUAGAAUUAAUCAGAGAGCUGCACCGGAUGAGCGACGGACAACUGCCUGCGUUUAAUGAAGAUGGACUGCGGCAGGUUCUACAGGAGAUGCAGACACUCUACGAACAGAACCAGCGAGAUGUGAACGAGGUGAAGUCUGCAGAUCGAGCCGACUUGAUGCCCUCCAUCAAACUGCGUCAUUGCUGCCUGCUGAGGAACCAGCGCUGCCUCACUGCCUACCUCUACGACCGUAUGCUGAGGAUCCGAGCCCUGCGGUGGGAAUAUGGCAGCGUCCUGCCCGGCAGCGUCCAGUUCCACAUGUGUGCAGAGGAGCUGCAGUGGUUCAGUCAGUAUAAGAAGUCUCUGGCUUCCUUCAUGCGCUCUCUGAGGGACGGUGGUCUGGAUAUCACUCAGGACAUGAAGCCUCCAAAGAGCCUUUACAUUGAGGUGAGGUGCUUGAAGGACCACGGCGAGUUAGAGAUCGAUGAUCCAUCUCUCUGUCCUCAGCACUUCCUGCCACGGUGGAAGUGUGAACAACUGAUUCGUCAGGGUGUUUUGGAGCACGUCGUGUCUUGAUGCAGGAAGACGAGAAGAGGAUGCAGAGAUUUUCAUGAGCUCACAACAACGAGAAGACACACGAGGGACCAGGCUGCAGAAAAGAUGGCAAACUGUGACCAAGAUGUGUGU
This is a messenger RNA of Monopterus albus (swamp eel), 703 nucleotides long. It is a transcript of the gene gins1, whose product is annotated as GINS complex subunit 1 (Psf1 homolog). NCBI's taxonomy places the organism in Eukaryota, Metazoa, Chordata, Actinopteri, Synbranchiformes, Synbranchidae. Gene Ontology annotation, cellular component: GINS complex. The record is from RefSeq and is a predicted model, not a curated record. Gene Ontology annotation, biological process: DNA strand elongation involved in mitotic DNA replication; DNA replication. The transcript has 7 exons. Bases 20 to 592 code for a protein of 190 amino acids.